AUGCUUGACUUCAGCGGACUGGCUGUGAUCGCACUAGCUACCGGCGGUAUCAAGCCUUGCGUCUCCGCAUUUGCUGCUGAUCAGUUUGAAGAACAUGAAGUCAACGAAAGGAAUCAGUUUUUUUCAUUUUUCUACUUUGCCAUAAACGCCGGCUCCCUUGUGGCAAUAUUGCUAACACCGAUGCUUCGAGGACGCGUGAAAUGUUUUGGAUCCGAGUACUGCUUCCCGUUAGCAUUUGGUGUGCCCGGUGUUCUCAUGCUGCUCGCAUUCAUAUUAUUUGUAAGCGGCUGGCGCUACUAUAAAAUAGCACCCGCUGCGAAAGGAAACGUUGUAUUCAGCGUGUUUUGCUGUAUAAUUUAUGCUGCAAAAAAGAAAAUUAGCGCUCUCUUCAAAGGCCAGGAUAAAGUUGAACAUUGGCUUGAUUAUGCAGCAUCAAAGUACAGCAACUAUUUCCUGUCAGGCGUAAAAAGUUUGGUUGCUGUUUCGGUACUCUUUGGGCCAGGCAGUACCUGGGUGCUGCAGGCACGGCGCAUGGAUGGUCGUGUUGGCCCGUUCACAAUACUACCCGAUCAGAUUAACACGCUAAAUCCGCUCAUCAUCCUGAUUAUGGUGCCCAUCUUCGAAGCGUUCAUCUAUCCAACGGCUCGUAAAUUUUGCAAUAUUACACCGCUACGAAAAAUGGCAACCGGCGGAAUUUUGGCUGCUGUAGCUUUUAUUAUGGCAGGACUAGUGCAGGUUCAACGAUGUCUGGGCUAA
Gongylonema pulchrum is the source of this 756-nucleotide messenger RNA. Lineage: Eukaryota; Metazoa; Nematoda; Chromadorea; Rhabditida; Gongylonematidae. The record is from the annotation of a GenBank genome assembly.